Callorhinchus milii (elephant shark) is the source of this 3750-nucleotide messenger RNA. It is a transcript of the gene rfk, whose product is annotated as riboflavin kinase. Gene Ontology annotation, cellular component: mitochondrion. The transcript is spliced from 5 exons. Gene Ontology annotation, molecular function: riboflavin kinase activity. Gene Ontology annotation, biological process: FMN biosynthetic process; riboflavin biosynthetic process. The record is from RefSeq and is a predicted model, not a curated record. Bases 255 to 752 code for a protein of 165 amino acids. NCBI's taxonomy places the organism in Eukaryota, Metazoa, Chordata, Chondrichthyes, Chimaeriformes, Callorhinchidae.
CUGUGUUGUCAGAGGCGGUGGAGAGGUCACAGAGGAGGCGGCGACGCCGGUGGUUGAGCAGCGGUUUGCGGGGACGGAGGGGACGCGCAGCUCUCGGACCGGGAAUAACCGGAACAGCGGAGAGAGGGGGAAAAAAACCUAUUUUGAAGGAGUUUGACAGCCGCUGACGGCCCCGCACUGACCCCCUCAGCUCGGACUGGGAAGGAAGGGUCGCGGUCUCCGCGCUGACGCUGCUCUCUCCCCGAGGGGCCGUCAUGAAGAGUUUGCCCUAUUUCUGCCGCGGAGACGUGGUGCGAGGCUUCGGCCGCGGCAGCAAAGAGCUCGGGAUCCCGACAGCAAAUUUCCCAGACACCGUUGUGGACAACCUGCCAGCAGACAUCACUACUGGUAUAUACUACGGUUGGGCCAGUGUUGCAAAUGGAGAUGUACAUAAAAUGGUUAUGAGCAUAGGUUGGAAUCCAUACUAUAAAAACACUAAGAAAUCCAUGGAAACGCACAUAAUUCAUUCUUUCAAGGAAGACUUUUAUGGGGAAAUUCUCAGUAUAGUAAUUGUUGGCUAUAUCCGACCUGAGAAGACAUUUGAAUCAGUUGACACAGCCCAGGGCAGUGUCCAAUGCCUAGAUGCACUGAUUACUGCCAUUUACAGUGACAUUUCUGAGGCAAAAGAAAAACUAGAUCUGCCAGAAUAUCGAAGUAUCAAGGACGACAACUUUUUCCGAUCACUUGAGAACAAUAUAAUGAAUGGCCAUUGAUUGAAGUAGAGCUGAAGAUUGCACUCAUUUCUUAAACUGUUUCACUAAAGUCCUUUUUCUUUUGUUUUUGCAGCAUAAAAAAAUCUGUUGAUCUUUACUGGCUUUUCCACUUUUCUGCACUUAUUUACUUAAAAAAAACUUGAUGACCUGAAUUCCAAAAUUGAUGGUGCAACAAAGUUCAGUCUCUGGGUUGUGGUUACUUUAAACUCACUCUGCAUUGCACCUUAAUUGACAACAGAAAUCUAGGUGGCUGUUUACAUACAAAUUUACUCCUAAUUAAAAGGAUGAUUGAGACCAAUAAAAAAAACAUUUUAAAUUACAUUGCUAUCACCCAUCCUUUGCUUGCUUCCAUUGACCUCUCUACUCAAUAAGUAGAAAAUGUGGACUCCAAAGGUGUAUACCACACCCUUAGAGAGAGGAAGGCCUAGAACACAAGGCAAAUGGAUGCGUUGGCCACUGUUUUCUGGGUGAAAGCAAUCUCAGCUUAUUAUUGACUUUCCCAAUUGCCCAAUGAGGACAUUUUGACAUUGUUCACUUAUCUCUACCUGCCUUAGAGACCAUAGUCAGAAAAAGAUAUGUGAGUUAGAAACCUCUGCAAAUGCACAAUUUCACUUAUGUUUUGUUGGUGCCCUAGAUCCACCUUACAAAAUACACUGGGCAGAUUUCAGACCUGGGCUACAAUUAAGGCUUCAAAUGCAGAGGAAGCUGUAAUGUCAAGAGAAUAAUAACAGCUUGCAUUUACAUAGCGCCCCUCAUGCAGGGUAGCUUCCCAGAGGACUGAAUAUCACUUAGAUAAGCGAUAUGCUAAGGAAAACGAAACCUGUAUAAAUGAUUUUGUCAUUUAUGGUGGGUGGUGCAUUUUUAACCCAAUCUGUAAUAUAAAUUCACCCUCAACUGAAAGACUAUUUCAGUUAAAAUAAAAUCUGAAUUUUUUCAAGCUCUGCAGGUAUUUCUAACAAGUAUUGCUCAAUAGCAAUUAAUAUUAUCUCCACCCACCACAAUUUUUGAAGCCUGACUAUACUGAAACCAAAUUAUUUUGCUCCUAUUGCUGCCUUAGCUGGCAUCACAUAAAUCAGCACAGCACAAAUUAUAGUUGAGCUUCCUGCAAAACUAAUCUCAUCCCCAUUCUCAUCUCAUCCCCUUCCUUAUUUAAAUCAUUUCCACAAUGAUUACCAAAAGCAAUUAUUCUGUAUUGUUUCAUCCACCCCCACUGUUGUUCAUUCCUAUUGAAAAGAUAAUGCCAGGCAUUUACAACCAGGGGUUCAUGUGAUGAAAAAUGUUUGGUUUGAUUAAAUGCUGCCAUCUGAUAUUUCAAUGUUGGAAAAUUCUGUUGUGAAAUAUUAAAGAGACCAAUAUAAGAAGCCAUUAUGAAAAUUCAUAUUGUUAUAUAUGUCACUUAUUUAAAAUUGAGACCAAACCAGAGUAUAAAUACAUGUCUUUCCUGUAUUAUGCAUACUUUUAAAUUAUCCUAUCUUCAUAUAAACACAGACUGGGUUGUGGAGAAUAUGAAAGGUAACGGAUGAAAAGUAUUGUUGGAAGGAAUUCAUCCAGUGUGUUAGACAUUUGAUGAGGAGUUUGGAUGAAGGCUUUGUCCUGCCUACUUUAAAUUGCAAAUACUAGAAUUUAACAUUAUGAAAAGACACUCAUUCUGAUGAUGUAAACUCUUGAGAACACUGUUUUAUGGUUCGACUACUAUAAAUGUGCCUGUAAUUCAAGUUGUAAAAAUGACUAUAUACAAAUGAUAGUAACCUGAAAGUUAUCCUCUUAAUGACCUUUUUUUCCUACAAAAAGAAAACUAUCUGUACAGUGUUGAGACCACUGUCGCAUGUAAUAGCAUUGUCUGUGGUUCCAGGUCAAUCAUUUGUAUGUAUUGAGGAUGAACUGUCGGAAUUUGUAUACAGGUACAUUAGAUUUUUUUCUUUUUUAGCACUUCAUGUAGGUUGCCCAGAAUGAAUACAAAUGCCUUGAAUCUCUUAUCGUCAACUACCUUUUAUUGAUGACUCUUUUAUUGGUAGAUAAAUUGGUAGAUUAAUAUCUUUUAUGAAAACUUAGCAUUAAUUACUUUUGAACUGUUAAGUGAUCAUAUUUCUUUGAGAAAUGAUGACCAGUUGUGUUUUCUAUGGAAAUCUUUUUUGAGCCAGCUUUUGAAAAUCAGUCAGAAUUUAUGUAAAAUGUACUCUUGGCACAGGAAUCUACAGUUCAUGUCCGAAGUAAGAAUAGCAUUGAUCAGCUAUCUGGAUUUUACAAGUGAUGUUUCAGUAAUCUCUCAAAUUGUGAUAUAAAAUUAUGAUUAUGUUAGAAUCCAUGUAAUAUUGAUUAAGACCUGAGUAUAUUAUUUGAGUGGUCAAAUUGAAAACAAUUCCACUUAAAAAUGCACAGAACAGAUGCCAAUGCAUUCUACCAAUGUAAUUUACUGCAAUUCCCAAUGCACAGCAACAACAAAAUUGCAUUUGUAAAGCGCCUUUCACGUCGGGAGAAUGUCCCAAGGCACUGAACAGUCAGGGUUGGGAUGAGGGAGGGCAGAGGGGAGCUGAAGGAAUGGUCAAAAAGGAGGGUCUUGAGUUGUGUCUUGAAGAAGGCAAGAGAGGGAGCAAGGCAAAGGGAUUGUCGGAUGGUGUUCUAAAGCAUGGGGGCAGAGAGGCUGAAAGACCGGCCGCCGAUGGUAGGGCGAGUCGGGCAGGAGACCUGGAGCUGGCCGGAGCCUGCUGAGCGGACAGAUUGAUAGGGGGUCAUUAGGUCAGAGAUGUAGGAGGUGUAAAAUUGUACUCUGUAUUGUAUUUCUGUGAAUGAAGAAAUGUAUCAUUGUGCUGUAACUACUGUAUAAGGUUUGUUUUUAUAUACUACCUUGAUUUCCUUGGCUUUGCCUUGGGUCAAACCUGUUAGAUGGUUUUAAUAAAUGCCUAAUUUAAAAAAAAUGUAUCCAUAGGUAUGUUUGCAUUCUGUGUUUUUCAGUUACAUCCAUAUUAAAUCGAUGAAAUUAAAAUAUCCUAAAUCAUGA